This is a messenger RNA of Onthophagus taurus, 2322 nucleotides long. RefSeq names its product glypican dally-like. NCBI's taxonomy places the organism in Eukaryota, Metazoa, Arthropoda, Insecta, Coleoptera, Scarabaeidae. Gene Ontology annotation, cellular component: extracellular region; synapse; plasma membrane. The record is from RefSeq and is a predicted model, not a curated record. Gene Ontology annotation, biological process: regulation of protein localization to membrane; cell migration; regulation of signal transduction.
CGCGGCGCCUCGUCGACUUCGAUCCUUCGAAGAUCUUUCGCGAACUCGGAGUGACUACUUCUUCGGCUCCGACGUAGAAAUCCGAGUGGUGUAUAAGCAAAAAUUGAACUUGUUUGAAAAUACUUUAUUAAUUUUUAUUUUCGCGUUAAAAAAAAAAUUAUAAAAAAAUGGCUGUGAUCGGAAACUCGAGGUUGUGUGUGAUAACCAACGUCUUUGUUCUCUUGUUGGCCCUUUCAACUUCGGGGGUUCGUUCUUCCAAUGUUGUCACGCCAACGAAAUGCGAGGAAACCAACUCGGUUUAUAAUCCUAAGGGAAUCUACACUUUUCCGACUUCACCAGUUACAGGUCCCAUAUGCGGAGCGGGAUCGUGUUGUGGAGAAACUUUCGAAGAAAAGCUCCUCGCCGAUAGUAAAAUCCACUUGGAUCGAUAUCUAAAAGACGCGAUAACGAGGAUAGCAUCAAUACUGGAUACCAGGGCGAAGCGAUUUGACGAUACGUUCAAAGAUCUUUUGCAAAAAUCCAAAAAGGAUUUCCACGAGAUGUUUAAAAAAACGUAUGGUCUUAUUUAUCUCCAACACGCUCAAGUUUUUUCGGAUUUCUUCGCCAGUUUGGAGAAGUAUUUUAAGUCGGGACAAAUCGCACUAUCUGAUACGAUAGAGAAAUUUUUUAAUAUUUUGUAUAUACGGAUGUUCACGGUGAUGAACGCUCAGUAUCAUUACGACAAGAAGUACCUGAAAUGCGUCGAAAAGUUUAUGAACGAAUUAAAACCAUUCGGAGAUGUGCCUCAAAAAUUUAAAUUACAAUUAACGCGAUCCUUUGUCGCCACAAAAGUUUUAUCUAAAACGUUGAGCAACGGAGCUUCAAUAGCUCAUAGUAUGUUAACGUUUAAAACCGACGAAGAUUGUGCUCGAAAAUUAGUUGAAAUGAAAAACUGCGCCGUUUGUACAAACCAAAAAGAUCGAUUACCAUGUUCUUCAUACUGCUCGAAUACUUUACAAGGAUGUUUAGAACACUUUUCGAUUAUAUCAGAUCAUUGGGAUAAUUUUGUUGAAGGUGUGGAUAAAAUUUCUGAUCGCCUCCUUGGCCCAUUUAAUAUAGAAGCGGUUGUUGAACCAAUAAAUAUAAAAAUCUCGGAAGCUAUUAUGAAUUUCCAAGAAAGUGGGUCAGCUGUGUCUGAAAAAAUUUUUGUAAGCUGCGGAAAACCAGCUUUGGAUAGAAGACGAAGAAACGCAUCACCAAAAAGUAAAGUCAGGGACGAUGAAGUCACCAAUCAAAGUAAUUAUGGAAAUAAUAAGAAGAAACAUGUCAAGAAAACUGAAAGUAGCACUACUUUGGAGAAAAUAAUCCGUGAUAUUAAGCAGAGAGUCAAAGAUUCCAAAUUAUUCUGGAGACAAAUUCCUUAUCAAUACUGCAACGAAGAAGGCACCUCAGCCAAACCAAGUCAAGAUGGUUCAUGUUGGAAUGGAACAACACCAUUCAACAUAACAACAUCCCCAACAAGUGAACCAAUAUCUUCAAAUCAACAACUACAAGAAGUUAUCCAAGAACUACAAAUGCUCUCUCAAACUCUUUACAGUGCUCAUCAAGGACAAGAAAUUGAUAUCCCCGAAGGCGAAGAGAUGUAUAUAGAAAGUGGAUCCGGAUCUGGUGAUGAUAGCUUAGUUGAUCAAGAAGAAGGUGAAGACGAUGAUCGUGAAAAUAGCGGGGAAGAUACAGUUCCAAGAAUACACCCCGAAAUUUCUAGUACGACAAGAAAACCGGAACUACCAAUAGAAUCAAUAACUUCACCACCAAAGGGAGCACCAACAGGUGGAAGUGUUGCUGUGUCAUUUAAUCGUGCCAUUAUUAGUUAUGUACUGCCCAUAAUCCUAGUUUGGUUUGGGGGUACGAUUGCGGACUUACUGUGAUAUGUGUACUUUGUGUAAAUAAAUAAAUAAAAAGAAGAAAUGAUGAUGAAAAAUGUUUAGGUAUUAACUAAUAAAUUUUGUAAAAUGUGUGAGAUGUAUACGCGAUGUGUACUAAUUUUAGCACAAUGAUAAUAACUCAUUAAUCGUAAGUGCCCCAAUGUAAAAGAAGAUGAAAGAAAAAAAAGGAAUUAUAUAUAACAAAAGGACAGCGAUGAGAUAUAUAAAAAGGCGAGUGACGAUGAGAUGCUGGACUUUUAUUUUAAAUAAAGAAAAAAAAACUAGGAUAACGAAUUGAAACGUAAAAAUAAAAGAAAAAACUCUGUGUGCCUGUAUGUGUGUGUCUUGUAAUUUUUUCAUAUCAAGUGAACAAUGUAUUUUUUACAAAUCGACGUAAUACAUUCAUAUUAUAACUGUA